Molecule: messenger RNA, 1843 nt
Organism: Ziziphus jujuba (common jujube)
Lineage: Eukaryota; Viridiplantae; Streptophyta; Magnoliopsida; Rosales; Rhamnaceae
Product: mitotic checkpoint serine/threonine-protein kinase BUB1
Exons: 14
Coding region: 94-1683 (529 amino acids)
Biological process (GO): meiotic sister chromatid cohesion, centromeric; mitotic spindle assembly checkpoint signaling; protein phosphorylation
Molecular function (GO): ATP binding; protein kinase activity
Source: RefSeq, a predicted model, not a curated record
UUCAAAAACAACCACUUCCGCGCUUCUUUCCCAGCUCUCUCUCUCUCUCUCUCUCUCUAUUGCAAUUCUCCUAGUUUCUGCAAACGAAAGGCCAUGGCCAUCGUCUUCCCACACUCCCAAUCCACCACCACCCUUCAUGAUCCUCUUUUGCCCUGGAUGUGGUCGGUGAAGAAAGCCCUAGAAGAAUUGAACUCCGGCAAAGAUUCUGGAUUGGAUUUGAGCAAGCUUCUAUCAGAUUGCAUCACAACUUUCAAGAACAAUGGCCAGUAUCGAAACGACAUUAGAUUCCUUAAGAUUUGGUUCCUACAUAUCGGAUUCAGUGAAGAUUUUGGAACCAUUUUCACUGACAUGUUGGAAAGUAAAAUAUGUGUUGGCCAUUCUGUUCUUUAUAUCUGGUAUGCAUCGUUUCUAGAGGCAAAAGGGAAGUUAUUCGAUGCGCAAAUGGUUUACCAGAUGGGAAUUAUGAGAAAUGCUGAACCAGUUGAGAUGAUGAAGAAAGCACAAGCCUUAUUUCUUGAUAGAAUGUCUGACAUAAUCAAUGCAUCUCCACCUAAGAAGAAUGAUGAUGAUGAAUCCAUUAAAUCCGGAAAUUGUCACAUCAACCCUUGGUCCAGUUCUGUGAUAAAAGACCUAUUGAAGAAGAUGAAUCCUCAAAUUACAAAAUACGAUGGAUACCAUUCAAGUGCUAAAGCUUACCCAGGAAAAGUGGCUUUAUCUUCUUUGAAGAAUUCAUCAAGAAAUAAAAUUAUUGAAAUAGGUGGAAAGAAGUACCAGAUCAAGGGCUGUGCAGGUCAAGGUGGUUUUGCUCAAGUAUAUAAAGCAUAUGUCAACAGUAAUCCGGAUGAAGUCGUUGCAUUAAAGAUACAGAAGCCCGCUUUCCCUUGGGAGUUCUAUAUGUAUCGCCAACUUGAUCAGCGCAUCCCAGCCAAGGAGAGGUCAAGCUUUGGUUUUGCUCAUCGAAUGCAUCUUUAUUCUGACUGUAGCAUCCUCAUCUGUGACUAUCUAGCUCAUGGAACACUUCAGGAUGCUAUAAAUGCUUAUGUUGUUGUGGCAAAGCCAAUGGAAGAAGUAUUAUGCAUUUACUACACUAUAGAAAUGCUCCACAUGCUAGAAACUUUGCAUGGUGCUGGCAUUAUUCAUGGAGAUUUCAAGCCCGAUAAUUUGAUUAUUCGCUAUGCUAGGGAUGACCUAGUAGAAGAUGGAUUUCGUGAACGAAGUGGACCUUGGCUUGACCAGGGUCUUUACCUUAUUGACUGGGGAAGGGGGAUAGAUUUGCAUCUCUUUCCUGACAAUGCAGAAUUCAAUGGAGAUUGCCGGACUUCUGGCUUCCGUUGUAUCGAAAUGCAACAGAAUAAGCCAUGGAAAUUUCAGGUAGAUACUUAUGGUCUCUGUGUCAUUGCCCAUAUGAUGCUGCAUGGUUCGUACAUGGAAAUUGAACAGAAAGCAUCAACUGAUGGUGGCUAUAUUUAUCUACCCAAGACAUCUUUUAAACGAUACUGGAAUGUUGAUCUCUGGAAGAAUCUCUUUACAAAACUGCUCAACAAUAACCAUAGUGAUAAAGACAAGGAGUUGUUACAGAAUUUAAGGGAGUCCUUCCAGGAUUAUAUGUGUUCCAAUCCUCAGCUUAUAAGAAAACUAAAAGAGUUAUUGGCAAAGCAAAGAGCUUCCUUGUGUUCUAAUUAGUGCUGGCUCUAUCCACUUGUGUGCCAUUCUCCAUUGCUAAAUGUAAUUUGCUUAUCAACAAAAAUAAAUUUAGGUGAAAUAUCUUUCUUAGAUAUACUUCGAAAUUCAUGUACAUGAAAAAAACCCUCUAUUGAAUGACAUUGUGACUUCUAAUUUGAUA